This is a messenger RNA of Eufriesea mexicana, 1811 nucleotides long. RefSeq lists its product as uncharacterized. The record is from RefSeq and is a predicted model, not a curated record. Bases 1 to 1605 code for a protein of 534 amino acids. Lineage: Eukaryota; Metazoa; Arthropoda; Insecta; Hymenoptera; Apidae. The transcript has 11 exons.
AUGGCUGCCACGAGGAUGGACUGGAAGAUUAGAUUGUACGGGAUCGUGUGGCUGCUGACGGUGGCAACGGUUCGAUGUCAGGCAACGGGUCACGAGAAUGGCGAGGGCGACGGAAAUGCCGAGGACUCCGUGCUGGACGAGACGACCGAGGACUAUUGGGCCGGAAGUGGAUCUGGUCCGGAGGAGGACGAUGCGCUUCAUAACGAGACGAGAGAAGCUUUGACUCACGAGGCCAGCGACCAUGAUGCCGUGGUGUACGUUGGAGAGGGUGCAGCCUACGUGCCAGUACCGUCGUUGAAAGGGAGACCAUUGAGCCCGAAUCUUCAGGCUCUUCAGACUCUACAGGGCCUGCAAGGGAUAGCUGGCAGCGGGGGUACUGGAGUGGUCGGCGAUGAAGAUUGGAAGAGGCAUCCGGAGACCUGGGAUCGGGAACACAGGAGAUACAGGCCUAACACCACUCGAGUUCAACAUAUCGAGGCGGAGUGCCAGGACGAUUACAUGAAGAUCAGGAUUGGUUUCAACGGUUCCUUCACCGGACUGCUCUACUCGGCGGGUUACUCCUACGAUCCGGACUGCAUGUACGUGAACGGGACAGGCCGUGACUACUACGAGUUCUACAUUCAACUGAAUCGCUGCGGCACCCUCGGCGAGAACACUCAUCAUCAGGACAGCCGAAAGAAUCCUACGAAAAACCUGAUGUGGAACACGGUCACGGUGCAGUAUAAUCCGCUAAUCGAGGAGGAGUUCGAUGAACACUUCAAAGUGACUUGCGAAUACGGAUACGACUUCUGGAAAACCGUCACCUUCCCAUUCCUCGACGUCGAAGUCGCGACGGGGAAUCCCGUAGUGUUCACCCUGCAGCCACCGGAGUGCUACAUGGAAAUCAGAUACGGUUACGGGACCACUGGAACUAGAGUGGCUGGACCAGUUCGCGUCGGCGAUCCCCUGACUCUCAUUAUCUACAUGCGCAGCAAAUACGACGGUUUUGAUAUCGUCGUGAACGACUGUUAUGCACACAAUGGAGGAAAUAAGAGAAUUCAACUGAUCGAUCAGUAUGGCUGCCCUGUCGAUGAUAAACUGAUCAGCAGAUUCCGUGGAUCCUGGUCGGAGAGUGGUCUCUUUGAGACGCAAGUUUUUGCCUACAUGAAAACGUUCAGGUUUACUGGCUCGCCGGCGUUGUAUAUCGAGUGCGAUGUAAGAAUGUGCCACGGGAGAUGUCCGAGCCAACCGUGUCAUUGGAGAAAUGCCAAGAACGUGGCUAAGCGUUCUUUGCCAGAAAUUGGAGGCCCGUCGACACCGGCGACGAGUUUGUCAGAGAACGUCAAUCUUUUCCAAUCGUUACGCGUGCUUCAGGAAGGCGAGGCGGACACGGAAUUCUUCCAGAAUUCUACUACGGCAUUCCGAAGCGGGCUCAGUGAACCAACGAGUGAUAGAGUGUGCCUUAGAUCGACGGUCCUCAGUACGAUAAUAGGAAUUGGGUGCGGUUUCCUUUGCAUAAUGGCAGGGACGAUAUUGGCAAUGUGUUCGCGACUCCGACGACAGGCUAGGGAAAAGUUACUCUCUGACAGCAUAAGUUACAUGACUCACAAGGGUAGAAUUAACUAAACGCGACCUCUUUGAACGUACAAGCGAGUUUCCUCUUUUCUCUUCUUCUUCGAGGCGCUUCCGUCGAUAUAGGUAUAUCGAUGGAAUCACCGAAGAAAUAUCCUCUGUUGGUAAUGCGAGAACGAUCACCGCGUUUGCAGAGAGCAAUGUGAUCGGUGGAUGGAUAUCUAGCCAGGAAUAUGCUUAGUCGAUAAAAUCGGUAUUUU